Messenger RNA from Lagenorhynchus albirostris (white-beaked dolphin), 1924 nucleotides. It is a transcript of the gene LIMS2, whose product is annotated as LIM zinc finger domain containing 2. Gene Ontology annotation, cellular component: cell-cell junction; cytoplasm; focal adhesion. Gene Ontology annotation, biological process: positive regulation of integrin-mediated signaling pathway; cell-cell junction organization; positive regulation of substrate adhesion-dependent cell spreading. Lineage: Eukaryota; Metazoa; Chordata; Mammalia; Artiodactyla; Delphinidae. The record is from RefSeq and is a predicted model, not a curated record. The transcript is spliced from 10 exons. Bases 47 to 1228 code for a protein of 393 amino acids.
CGCCAGCUCCAGCCCAGCCUCCUGUCCAGGGAGAGAUGGGGCUGAAAUGCCUGGGUACCCCGUGGUGACUGGACACUCCCAGGGGCUGCCCAGGCCUUCUCCACGUGGCCACGCCAGGAGGGCCAGGCAGCUGCUCUUCCCCAGAGAAGUGGGGGGCGGUGCUCGGCGAUGGAAGCAGCAGAACGAGGCCGGGUGGCAACUCAGCCCUCUGAGUAACAUGUCCAAUGCCUUGGCCAAUGCCGUUUGCCAGCGCUGCCAGGCCCGCUUCGCCCCCGCCGAGAGGAUUGUCAACAGCAACGGCGAGCUGUACCACGAGCACUGCUUCGUGUGCGCGCAGUGCUUCCGGCCCUUCCCCGACGGGCUCUUCUACGAGCUCGAAGGGCGGAAGUACUGCGAACACGACUUCCAGAUGCUGUUCGCUCCGUGCUGCAGGACCUGCGGCGAGUUCAUCAUCGGCCGCGUCAUCAAGGCCAUGAACAACAACUGGCACCCCGGGUGCUUCCGCUGCGAGCUGUGCGACGUGGAGCUGGCCGACCUGGGCUUUGUGAAGAACGCCGGCAGGCACCUGUGCCGACCCUGCCACAACCGUGAGAAGGCCAAGGGCCUGGGCAAGUACGUCUGUCAGCGCUGCCACCUGGUCAUCGACGAGCAGCCCCUCAUGUUCAGGAACGACGCCUACCACCCAGACCACUUCAGCUGCACCCACUGCGGGAAGGAGCUGACUGCAGAGGCCCGCGAGCUGAAGGGCGAGCUCUACUGCCUGCCCUGCCAUGACAAGAUGGGCGUCCCCAUCUGUGGGGCCUGCCGCCGGCCCAUCGAGGGCCGUGUGGUCAACGCGCUGGGCAAGCAGUGGCACGUGGAGCACUUUGUCUGUGCCAAGUGUGAGAAGCCGUUCCUGGGGCACCGGCACUAUGAGAAGAAGGGCCUGGCCUACUGUGAGACCCACUACAACCAGCUCUUUGGGGACGUCUGCUACACCUGCAGCCACGUGAUCGAGGGCGAUGUGGUGUCGGCCCUCAACAAGGCCUGGUGUGUGCACUGCUUCUCCUGUUCUACCUGCAACAGCCGGCUCACCCUGAAGAACAAGUUUGUGGAGUUCGACAUGAAGCCCGUGUGUAAGAGGUGCUACGAGAAGUUCCCGCUGGAGCUGAAGAAGCGGCUGAAGAAGCUGUCGGAGCUGGCAGCCCGCAGGGCGCAGCCCAAGUCCGCGGGCCUCCAGCCCGCCUGAGAGGCCCGCCCGCCGCCCGCCAUCGUCCUCCUGCUCCCCCCGGCUUCGCUGCCCGCCCCCGCUGCCCGAACCUGCGGCUUCUCCCUGCCCGUCUCUCCGCUCAGCAUCCCCCCACCAAGGCGUCCCGUCCCUCCCCUCCCUCCUUCCACGAGGCCAGAGGCCACGGGGCAGGGGCCUGGGCGUGGCAAGCCUGUGACACAUCCUCGUCCACAGCUUCGGCCCGAGGUCUUCCAGGGACAGAAGCAAGUAGGGCCAGGGUCACCUGGGCCGGCCUGUCCUGACCUGUCCCAUCCCCGCAGGAGGCCUCGUGGCUCGCAUUCUGUGGCAGCUUGGCCAGCCUCCGCCCCCCGUGGCACAGGUGCAGCCCACGGCCAGGCGGCCGCCCGGACCCGAGGGCCAUGUGGGUGGGCGCCCCCGGGGAGCCACCCUGCAGUCCCCCGACCACGCACGCGCUCAGCCAAGCAGGAGCCUCGUGCCCAGGCCAGGCCAGCGAGUCCUGCUUCUUCAGCCCACGCAGCAGCGGGAGGGCCCCCGCUCACCCCGCCGCCAGGGCACCCACUGACUCCCCGGUGCAGCCUGGGGCCAGGAGGUGGUGGGCUCUGGUGGGCGGCUCAUUCCUGCCCUCCGGGGAGGACAGCGUGGGACCCUGGGGUUGGGACUCACACUUGCACAACGAAUGAAGGCUUUUCUACACGA